This is a messenger RNA of Naegleria lovaniensis, 1860 nucleotides long. RefSeq lists its product as uncharacterized. Bases 1 to 1860 code for a protein of 619 amino acids. Gene Ontology annotation, molecular function: nicotinamide-nucleotide adenylyltransferase activity; nicotinate-nucleotide adenylyltransferase activity. The transcript has a single exon. NCBI's taxonomy places the organism in Eukaryota, Heterolobosea, Eutetramitea, Acrasida, Naegleriidae. The record is from RefSeq and is a predicted model, not a curated record. Gene Ontology annotation, biological process: NAD+ biosynthetic process.
AUGAUCUCCUUAUCCCAUCCAUCUACCAACACCUCUUCAUCGACAGGGCAAUCAUCAAUUGUCCAAGAAAAUCCACCUCCACAAUUUCACAUUCUCUGGUUCGAUACCAAUUUUUCACAUCUCUCCGAGUCCAUUUCGAAAUUUCACAAUGUGCUUUUUAACACACUCGUUCAUAAAUGUCAUUUGGAAAAAUUGAUCAAUCAUCCGACACAUUUGCAAUCUUCGAGUCAUUGUGUUCAAUAUUUGAAGGAUAUUUGUAAACAAAUUGGAAUUUUAAAUCUUGUAGCGGAGGAAGAAUAUCAAAAUCAAUUAUUGGAAAUUUCUAAUAGUGAUCGAUUUAUUAAAAUUGAAAAUGAUGAAGAACAUAAAACCUCCCGAUCACUAUUGAAUCAUCAAGAUCAUCACUUAUUAAUUAUUACCUCUCUAGGAGGAAAUGACAAGAAGGGAUUGACUAUUUUGGAAAGUGUCAAAAUACUGAAACAGAGCUAUCCCAACUCUAAAAUAUUUAGCGCUGUCUACAGUCAAACAGCCAUGCACGACACUAUUUUACAAAAUAUUUGUUCUCAAGUAUAUCAAGCAGAUUUUGUUUGCAAUUACGAACUCAAAUGGAAUUUUCCAAUGAUCGAACAACCAAGUUCAAUCAUGUCCUUGGAGUGUUUUGUGGCCAAUCUCUAUCAAGAAUCCUAUUAUCCAAAACUUGUACAUUAUAUUCAUAGUCACGUAUUGAAAUUAGACAAAAGCAUGAAUUUAGGAGCUAAAUUUGCAAACUUUUCACCAUCUUCGCCUCUGAUUAAACCUUUCAUGAAAUUAGUGGCAGAAGAAGAACGAGAACAAAAAAAGAAGGAACAACAACAAGAUUAUGACACGACCUAUGAAUGGAUUCCACUUCGAAAAAUUGCACACAAUUUGCAUUUACGACAUUCCACACAAGCUUCCAAAUUUUCACAAAAAUCUUCGACCAUGCUUCAUCAUCAUCCUGCCUAUGUCGUGUUAAUUGCCACCGGAGGACUCAAUCCUCCACACAACAUGCACUUGCACAUGCUUCGACAAGCUCAAGAUUUUGCUGAAAAUUUUUAUGAACUUCGAAUGAAGGAAUUGUGUUCAACCAACAAAAAAUUGAAAAAGGAAUUAUUUGAAAAACAUGUCAGACCUUUGGAAAUUGUUGGAGGAUUCAUGUCACCCAGUCACGAUGCUUAUAUUCAUUCAAAAAUGGUGAAAUACGAUCAUGCCAAAGAUGGACAAAAAGCAUAUAAUGCCCAUGAACGAUUGUUACUUUGUGAACUCGCUUCACAAGAUGAUCCAUUCAUUUCUUCUUAUCCAUGGGAAAGUAUGCAAUCGACAUUUGUGAGCUUUUCACAAGUUGCGAACACCUUGUCACAAUUUUUACGAUCCUCAGAAUGUCCAUUGUCCAUCUUGAUGCCACAACAUCCUCAAACACGAACGUUGCAAGAUUCCAAAUCAUAUCUUCGAGUGGCAUUUGUCAUGGGUGCAGAUUUAAUUUUGAGAGCAAGUGCCAGACGUUUUGAUUAUGUCAAUGAUAUGAUGACAUUUGUCAUUGGAAGAAGUGGUUCAGAUUCACAACAGGUAUUAGCUUCUCUUCAAAAUAUUCAUUCGAAUUUACCUGUAUUUUAUGUCGAUCCAGAUUUGAAUUUUAAAAAUUCGACUAAUUCGACGACAAUGACAGAUUUAAGCUCCACACAAGUUCGAAAAUUAUUGAAAAUUAUGAGACUUGAUUCGAAGGCACAUGAUCUACAACAAAUGAAUGAAUGGAGUAAGGAAAGUCGAGAGGCAUAUGAGACACUGCGUCAAGUUUUGGAUGAAAAGGUCUUGAAUUAUAUUGUCACACAUUUGAAUCAAUAA